CAAACGUCAGAAAGCAGCGGCAGCCUAUAAAGCUCGUAUGAAGCCAUAUCAGCAGCUCGAAGUCGCAUAUACCUCGUUAACGUGACAGCCUGCGGUCAGCCUGCACGGAGAAUAAAACUUGAUGCUCCGAAAUAAACGACGCGAGACAAACCGCUCUAGGAGGACCAGGAGGACUGAUGGACUGAACAGAAGAAUACAGAAAGAAAGUCUUAAUAGAAAUUUGAAUCGGAUGAAUAAAUAAUGGGCGAACUUAAAUUCGGCUUUGCACAAAGAGGAGUUAGUCCACAAGUUAGUUUUUAAGCUGGAAAAGAAAAGAAGCUGAUUUAAAAGGUAGAGGCAGUUCUCUCUGUGAGCCGUCACAUUUCAGCUCCAAGAGCGAAACAAAUGCGGACAGAAAGAUGCAUCUGGGCAAAGCUCUACUGUUCGUUCUCCUCCUCAACUGCGCGACUCCGAGCUCGCCCCUGUCCACUUGUGCCACCGUGGACAUCGACCAUGUGAAGAGGAAGCGGGUCGAGGCGAUCCGGGGUCAGAUCCUCAGCAAACUUCGGCUGUCGAGCCCUCCGCACUCCCUGGGACCGAGCAAGGUACCCUAUCAGAUCCAGGCGUUAUAUAACAGCACGAAGGAGCUUCUGGAGCAGCUGGGCAGGGAUCGGAAGCAGAGCUGCGGCCAGGACAACACAGAGACGGAGUACAUCGCCAAAGAGAUAUACAAAAUCAACAUGGUGUACGGAACGCCAGACAACAAUAAUCUCCCCUGCCCUAAAAGCCUGACUUCUAAAGUUUUCCGCUUCAAUGUCUCUGAAAUGGAAAGGAACUCAACCAACCUGUUCAGAGCAGAGUUUCGAGCCCUGAGGGUGCCAAACCCCAAAGCCAUGAGGAGUGAGCAGCGGAUUGAACUCUACCAGAUUAUGAGACUAAACGAGCACAUUAGGAAGCAGCGUUUCAUUGCCGCUAAAAAUGUGCAGACCAGAGGCUCUCCUGAGUGGGUCACCUUCGAUGUGACAGAAACUGUACGAGAGUGGCUGAUAAACAAAGGAUCUAAUCUAGGUUUGGAAAUCAGUGUGCAUUGUCCCUGCCAUACCUUCAAUUCAAACGGUGACAUCAUCGACAAUGAAAAGGAAGUUCUGGAGGUGAAGUUUAGAGGUGUUGAUGGAGAUGAGGAGCAGAGUCGCUUGGAUCUGGACAACCUGAAAAAAAGUAAGCAGCAACACCCUCCUCACCUCAUCCUCAUGAUGAUCCCACCCCACCGCAUGGACACCCACUCCUCUCGCCGACGCAAAAGAGCGCUGGACACAAACUACUGCUUCUCAAACACAGAGGAGAGCUGCUGCGUUCGCCGGCUCCACAUAGAUUUCCGCCGUGAUCUGGACUGGAAGUGGAUCCAUGAGCCCAGCGGCUACGAUGCCAACUACUGCUCCGGGCCCUGCCCUUACCUGAGGAGCUCCGACACAACACAUAGCUCGCUGCUGAGCCUGUACAACACUCUGAAUCCAGAGGCCUCCGCCGCCCCCUGUUGCGUUCCUCAGGACCUGGAGCCCCUCACUAUACUCUACUACUCUGGACGGACCCCUAAGGUGGAGCAGCUCUCCAACAUGAUUGUCAAGUCUUGCAAAUGUAGCUGAGAGGACACGAAAGACUGAUUGAGGAGAAGGGAUUUCAUUAGGUACAGAAGAAGAAAACCUCGUAGACUGAGCUGUGAUGAAUACUUAAACUGAUCCCGUGGCUUUUCUCUGUUCUGAACAAAAACUAUUUUUCUUCUUGUUCCUUGUUAAUUUUGCUGUUACAGAGACUCUUCCGAAAGGCAAGUUAUUUUUAAAACCUGACCCGAAUUUAACCCCAGAUGAAUAAAAUUUAUUUUAUGGUCUAUUUUCAACUUCAAAAGUCAGAUAGUCCGCGGAGUUACAAUCUCUACAUUGUCAGCAGUGCAGCUUUAUAUUUCUGUCCUAAAUUUUAAAUCUGCUCCCCUGAGUGGUCGGAUUUCUUUCUGGCUGGGAAUUUUGUUUAAACUUUCCUUAAGUUCCCUUCUCUGUAGACAGUGGGCAUUAUCUUCAAACACAAAAGGAGAAAGGACAGACUCACUGCUGUAUCCAAAGCCAUAGCUGUGGUCUGGGGAAAGGAGAGCUGAGUGAGAAUGCCUGUUGCAUUUGCAAUGGAAAGGCAAUGAACAAAGAAAUUGAGCCAAGGUUUUCUCUUUUGGCCAGCCAGCAGCGGUGGCCCUUUUAUUUUCUGUGCAUCUAUUAGAGCGGAUGGACAGGAAAGAAGAAAAGGGGACCUGAAUUGCAGGGAAGGAUUGUGUUGGAAACUAGCCACGGGUGCGCUGCCAUUCACUGGAUGUUUUCAUUCCUAACAGGUUCAAAUUAUUAUUAUUUUUUUUCUCCUCGAACAUCAAAGAAUUUACUGGAAGAGAGCAAGUGUUAUGCAAUGAGCUUUUAUGAGAUUUCUUUUACAUUAAUAGCAGAUUUUGUCUGUUAUGUAACUUGUCAUAUAGUGAUUGUUUCACUAACAGAAGGGAACUGACGCGUGUCGUCAUUAUCCACAAUGAAAGCCAUUUUAUUCUGUACUAUACCUAGGAUACUGUUACAUUGUAAUUUAGAAAUAAUGUCCAACUUUUGUAUCUGUAUGUAUUAGACUAGCUUAACCUGAUGUUUGUGCCCCAGUGUGUGUCUGGCUGAUGUUGUUUAAAGGUGGGAGUUCACAGAGUCAAAUCCUGGCACUUUCGUUGCGGCAACACAAGAAAGUGUAAGUAUGCAGCUCAGAAAGUGCGAGGUGUAAAAAUAAAAACAGAGGCCACAAAAAUUUGUCCUCAGUUUAACUUUUUCUCCGGGAUGAUUGACAAUGUUAUCGGCAUUCAUAUGAGGCAGAUGUCGUGUUCAGCUUUCGAAACAGGAAAUCAGAAACAAAAUGACACAACAGAAGCAAAACCAGGGUUUAAAGCAUUUCUACGAACCACAACAUCCAACUACAAUACUUAAUAAAGAUAAUUCAGAAGCAUGAACACAUGUCUAGAGAUGCCCAAGAGUUUUUGGGACCAAUUUCUGAGAUCUCAAAACUAGGACUGACAAACUUUAAAAGAUCUCUGAAAGAAUUUACAAUUUUUCUGUUCCUACAAUAAAAUGUUUACAGUAAAAUUAAAAAAGAGCUGUCUGUCCCUGUAUUUCCGAAACUCUACUAAUACUGUUGACCCUUCCCAUUUGUAAAGGUGUCUAUCAAAAGAUGCAUCAUCUGUCAAGCUGAAAUUAUUGAUUCCUAAAUUUUUUUGUCUACUUGAAAACCUAAAUGUGCAGUAAAUUAUAAGAAAUUUAUUUUUAAUUUACUUCGUAGUGGGGAAAAAUACUGUGUCAAUCUUAAUAAUUGAGAGGAAAAUCCUUUUAUUGUAGUCAUUCAUCAGUUUAUUGUAGCUCCACAGAAAAGUUUGUUUUGCGAUCAUUAAUUAUUCACAAUAGGAACAGAGAUGACACACUGUGUGUGACAGAGAGCAGUAACUGCUUCACAGCUCAUCUGUUAAACGGUGUUACUGUUACUUUAAAUCAAGCACAAAAUAUUUAGAGAAAUUGCAUUUUUUAGCAUCUUAUGUUAGUAAUUACCACAGUUAACAUUGGUAGAUGUAUUUAUUGUAAGUAUUUCCUAUAGGGAUAGUAGAACGUUGACUUUAACUCUAGAUUCUCAAAAGAUUGCAGCCUACAAUAGAUGCGUGUAGAAAAAAAAAUUUUUUAGGAAUAUCCAGAUGCUUUGUGCUAAACCAAUGUCCAAACUCCAGUUUAUUUAUAAAGCACGUUUAAAACAGAAUAGACAGUUUGCACAAAGUGCUAUACAUACAAAGGUAAGGUAGAUAAAACAUCAUUUUGGAAGACCUCAAUAUAACUGAAAUUAGCUUUUACUUGUGUCAUUAUUAUUGCGACCUGUUAAUGUUUAGGUAUGGUGCAUUCACUGACAAGAAAACACAUUUUAAUUUCCAAACGUUUUUCUGGUUACUUUGUAGAUGGUCUAAGCAAUUGUUAAACAGUUAUAAUGUUUUUUGAAACAUUGUUUACUUUUCUCACUUUACAGGAAGGUGAAAUUUAGGAUUCAACAAUGGUUUAACAGUUUAAGUUCAAUAACCUUUCCAACUGUAUGUCCUUUAACUAGAUUUCCGUUCACAAACAAAAGAAGCACAGUUCACAUCAACAUGUGCCAUUCAAAUGGUUACAAAAGCUAAUUUCUACUUUUAUUUCUGCAGCUGGACGAUUGCUGAGCUAGUGUGUGAUUUGAAACCUUACUGCUUUCAGUUUGCUUUUUUUCUUUUCUUCUUUUCUGCUGAUCUAUUAAAAAAAAAACCUCACCUGUCACAUUUCACACCAGUCUCAGGACAAUGAGGACUGUUAUGAAAACAUUGCCGUUUCUGUUUGUUUUAGAGCAGAGUGAAGCCUUAGUGGAAGAAUAUGGCACAGAAAGGAAAAAAAUCUUAAUCUGAUCGCAGCAAUACAUAAAGUUCAUUUUCCUCUCA
Messenger RNA from Xiphophorus hellerii (green swordtail), 4483 nucleotides. Its product is annotated as transforming growth factor beta-3 proprotein-like. Gene Ontology annotation, molecular function: transforming growth factor beta receptor binding; cytokine activity; growth factor activity. Gene Ontology annotation, cellular component: extracellular region. The record is from RefSeq and is a predicted model, not a curated record. The transcript is spliced from 7 exons. Lineage: Eukaryota; Metazoa; Chordata; Actinopteri; Cyprinodontiformes; Poeciliidae. Gene Ontology annotation, biological process: transforming growth factor beta receptor signaling pathway; regulation of cell population proliferation. Bases 399 to 1622 code for a protein of 407 amino acids.